Molecule: messenger RNA, 1918 nt
Organism: Achroia grisella
Lineage: Eukaryota; Metazoa; Arthropoda; Insecta; Lepidoptera; Pyralidae
Product: facilitated trehalose transporter Tret1-like
Exons: 5
Coding region: 313-1794 (493 amino acids)
Biological process (GO): transmembrane transport
Cellular component (GO): membrane
Molecular function (GO): transmembrane transporter activity
Source: RefSeq, a predicted model, not a curated record
ACUGCGCAGACGCACAGUUUAAACUUCAUAUAUAAUAUAAAUUAUAUGUAAGCGUUAUAUGUAAUAUAAUGUAAAUAUAUGUAACGAAACUACUCAUAAAUGUGAUAAAUAUGUGAUGUGCCAAUUUAUUUAGUAAUUUAAAUAUAAUAAAAUACAUAUAUACUGCUACAUAUAUAUGUUUGUUAUGGUUUUGACGGUCAGCUGUUUUGUUUUGCUGAUCGUAACGUGAUAGCGACGGAUGGACUUUAAAACGCAUUUAUAAUCGAGAUAAAUAAUUGUAUUGAAUGUUUGCAUAAUAAAUAAAACUUUACAAUGACUGACGCGGUUUUGUAUGAAAAACAACGCGUGCCACCUUUUAUGAGACAGUUACUGGCGGUAAGUGGAGUGGUCUUGUACAUGAUUGGCACAGGUGCUAACAUUGCUUACCCUGGAGUACUGCUGGAGCAGCUACGACUUCCUGAAUCCACACUGAAGCUCACUUCAGAACAUGAGUCAUGGAUAGCAUCCAUCCUCGGCCUGGCUUUAAUAACUGGCAUUGUAGUAGCUCCAUUCAGUCUGCAACACCUCGGAAGACGUGUCACCAAUCAGCUUAGUACUCUACCAUCAAUGGGAGGAUGGGCGUUGUUGGUUACCGCUAAAGGACCAGCUGCUUUAUUAAUCGGCAGAAGUUUACAGGGAUUCGGGAUGGGUGUGCAAGCUGCAGCCGCCCCUGUCUCCAUCGCGGAGUACUCCGCCCCCAAGCACAGAGGCGCCUUCCUCGCCACUAUAGCAUUCUCGUUUGCUACAGGCAUGCUGGUAGCCCACAUCUUCGGCACCUUAUUGUACUGGCGAACUGCUGGCAUAGCCUGCGGGAGCUUCUACGUUGUAUCCCUAAUUCUAAUAUCCUUAAGUCCAGAAACCCCUCCAUAUCUUGCAUCUAAAGGGUUAAACAUUGAAUGCAGAAAGUCCUUCAGAUGGUUUCGAGGCUAUGACCACAUUUCAGAAAAGGAAUUGACCGUUCUCCUGAACAGUCAGCGGAAAGAAGAGGCAACACAUACAGGGUCCAGAUGGAGAAAUUAUUUAGAUAUAGCAAAAAGGCAAGAAUUUUAUAAACCAACUGUGAUUAUGAUGUUUAUGUUCAUCCUGUUUCAGAUAUCAGGCAUGACUGUUGUACCUUCGUAUACUGUUACUAUAAUGAUGGAAGUUACUGGUGGGGCGAUAGAAUCUUACACUAGUAUGCUUAUGGUAGAUGUACUAAGAUUCGCAACUGCCGUUCUAGCAUGUAUCGUAGUGAAUAAACUAAAUAGGCGAACAGUCUUGUUCCUAGGUGUGACUAUAAGUGUAGCGUCUCUAUUACUUACUUCUAUACUUCUGUAUUUAAGAGACUUUGGAUACAUACCAGAUGACUACAAAUGGCUGCCUAUAAUACCAACAAUGUCCUAUAUUUUCGGGAAAACUUUAGGCAUCUUGCCAAUUCCUUGGGCUAUUGCAGGCGAAAUAUUUCCAUUGGCGUAUAGAAGUUUAGGUAGUGGCAUCUCGGGGAUGUUUUUGUCAAUCAUGUUUUUUGUGGUGGUCAAAACAGCUCCGGCUUCAUUCAGGGAUAUCGGUGUGAGUGGUACUUUUUGUGUGUACGCAUUCUGUAUAUCUGUCUGUGGAGUGUUCCUAUAUUUCUUACUGCCUGAAACUAAAGGGAAGACUUUGUACGAAAUUGAAUGCCAUUUCAAAAACGCAGACGUAAACGUUAAGGAUACAUCUGAAAAUGAUAAGAUGCUGGAAUUAGAGAAAAUAGAGGCGGGAAGGGACGAAGGGGAAUGAACGGAACGAUUAAGAAUCUAGGGAAGAUCUUGUGGGUGUCUCGGAGACCCAGGCUCAAGGUGUGAUAAAAGAUUUAAUGAGAUGUCUAUAACCGGUACCUCGUAAGAGGUUUUAUUACAAAUAA